UGAACACACAGUUAGGAGCUAGCUUAAGUCAUAGCUAGCUAAUGUGGCUCAGCUUUAAGACAGAAAUGUGUUUACGGGCGGCGAAGACAAAAACAGUAUGACUAACACGCUGUUGUAACUCAAGGGCUUUUUCUUCAGCUAGUUAUACUUAGCUAAUCAGCGCGUUAGCUGUGUGGACCUGGUUUAGCUUAGCUAACUGUCACCGGGUUGUUUUGUUCUCCGUGAAAGUGGCAGUUUCCGUCAUAACACAUGAGUGUGUCGCUGGUUGUUAUCCGUUUGGAGUUAGCCGACCAGUCUCCCUUUCCACAGGGGUUCCAGUACUCAGCCGUUGAAGGCAUGUCAGAGGAGGAGCUGCAGGACAGAGCUCUGGGUUUAGCCAGACACACUCUCAGUGGAAAGACCGAGCUGGAAAGAGCAGCUGUACUGCACCAACACAUUGGCAGCAGAGCCAUGGGGGACAUGGUUAUAGAAACCUUUGAACCCAGCCCAGAUAAAGGAGGAGGUGAAGCGGAGCAGACGGAGCAGACCAGUGAACUUCAGGCUGUAAAGACUGAAGCAGACGGUCAAGAGGCUUCACAGGACAACAGUGCAGCGACAGGCGCUGCUCCAGACUCCCCCUCCAAACAGCUCCCAGACCAGAUCUCGUUCUUCAGUGGAAACCCCUCUGUGGAGAUCAUCUAUGGCAUCAUGCACCUCUACAAGACCAACAAAAUGACGUCACUGACUGAAGAUGUGAGACGCAGCGCCAUGGUGUGUAUCCUGACUGUCCCGGCGACCAUGACCAGCCAUGACCUCAUGAAGCUCUUGGCGCCGUUUAAUGAUGUUAUGGAGCAUAUGAAGAUCAUAAGGGACUCCACUCCGAACCAGUACAUGGUGCUGAUUAAGUUUUGUACUCAGGCAGACGCAGACAGUUUCUACACAGCGUGUAAUGGCCGCCAGUUCAACUCCAUAGAGGACGCAGUGUGCCAACUGGUCUAUGUGGAGCGGGCAGAGGUUAUAAAGUCUGACGAGGGAGCCAGUCUGCCGGUGAUGGAGCUGACGGAGCUGCCGAAGUGCACCGUGUGCCUGGAGAGAAUGGACGAGUCGGUCAACGGCAUCCUCACCACUCUGUGUAACCACAGCUUUCACAGCCAGUGUCUCCAGCGGUGGGAAGACGCCUCGUGUCCCGUGUGCAGGUACUGCCAAACACCAGAGCCAGUUGAAGAGAACAAGUGCUUCGAGUGUGGCGUGCAGGAGAACCUGUGGAUUUGUUUGAUCUGCGGCCACAUCGGUUGCGGUCGCUACGUCAGCCGGCAUGCCUACAAGCACUUUGAGGAAACGCAGCACACCUACGCAAUGCAGCUCACCAACCACCGUGUGUGGGACUACGCAGGAGAUAACUACGUGCAUCGGCUGGUGGCCAGUAAGACUGAUGGGAAGAUGGUGCAGUAUGAAUGUGAGGGAGACACAUGUCAAGCUGAGAAAAUUGAUGCACUCCAACUAGAGUACUCGUACCUGCUGACGAGUCAGCUGGAGUCUCAGAGGAUUUACUGGGAGAAUAAGAUCGUUCACCUGGAGAAGGAGACGGCCGAGGAGAUAAACAACAUGAAGGCGAAAUUUAAGGAAACCUUGGAGCGCUGUGAUAACUUGGAGCAGCGGUUGGGAGAAAUAACCAAAGAGAAGCAGGUCAUGGAGAAAAAAUACACUCAGCUGAACGGCCGAGUGGUGAAGCUGAGCCAGGAGCUGAAGGAGGAGCAGGAGAUGAACCGCUGUCUGAGAGCCAAUCAGACGCAGCUGCAGUCCCAGCUGGCGGAGGAGGAGCGCAAAGGAAAAGAGAGCGGAGACCGUAAGGACGAGACGAUAGGAGAACUGCAGGAGCAGCUCAGAGACGUCAUGUUUUAUCUGGAGACGCAGCAGCAGAUCGAACACCUUCCUCCGGAGGCUCGCAGCGAGAUCCAGGAGGGACAGAUCAACAUCGCAGCCAGCCCGGCGGACGGCCCCCUGGGCUCGGCGGGGGCGGGCCCUUCCUCCGGCAGAGGCAGGAGAGGCCGCGGCAGGAAGAGGAAGUAGGCAGCGUUUAAAGUCUGCAGGAAAGCACUAGAAAACUACGGCCACCUCUCGGUGUGGGCACAUGUCCACGGCCGUUCAUUGAUUAACAUGUGUCUGCUUGUUUGUGGUUCACCAGAAAGCACUCGGAGGAGAAACGAAGACUUGACAUUUCACACUCGACUUGUUGAAGAGUAAACAGUGCUGAUAUUUACCCGCUCAGUUUUACACCUUUUAACUUAAUGUCGCUUCUACGAGAGGAGAGAAGUGGAAAGUGUGGAUUUCUCAGUCAUUAAAGACACGACGACCCUCUGUGGUUCCCAAACACAUUUAACAUCUACGUGAUUAUAAAUAUAUUCUGCUGUUUCCACAUUUAAAGAGUAUCUAUUUUGGUCAUAAUUGUUAUUUAUCUGAUCAGAAUUGAUCAUUUGUGCCCAGUCUGACUCCGUGUGAUGGUUGUUGUUAACAAAGUCUGUUCGCCAUCUUUAUAUUUCCUCUUUUUACAUGUGAGCGCUGGGCAGAGAGAAGCUGGGAGGUUAAUGAGUUUGCUUUGUGUAAAGUUUUGUUUUGUUUUUCCCAGAAUCCUUUUAGGCUCAUCUCAUUUUUUUUUUUGUUUU
Seriola dumerili (greater amberjack) is the source of this 2642-nucleotide messenger RNA. It is a transcript of the gene brap, whose product is annotated as BRCA1 associated protein. Gene Ontology annotation, molecular function: zinc ion binding; ubiquitin protein ligase activity; nucleic acid binding. NCBI's taxonomy places the organism in Eukaryota, Metazoa, Chordata, Actinopteri, Carangiformes, Carangidae. The record is from RefSeq and is a predicted model, not a curated record. Gene Ontology annotation, cellular component: cytoplasm. The transcript has 13 exons. Bases 250 to 2049 code for a protein of 599 amino acids. Gene Ontology annotation, biological process: Ras protein signal transduction; protein ubiquitination.